AUGCAUACCGAGCUUAGCCUUGGAUGUGAAGCUUGUAGCAUAGGUCCACCCGCCCGAGCCGAAAGUUGCGAGGUGAUCGACCCCGAUCUCCCCGGCACCGGCGACGCCGCGGGGCGCGCGGUGGGGCCCGCCGCCGCCUCGGCGGGGGCGGGCCGCGCCCCGGCGGCCCCGGCGGCCGCCACCCGCGAUGCGCCGGGCCGGCGGGAUUCCAAGGAUGGGCUGCAGCAGGCGCCACCCACGGCGGGGACUGCCCAGGCCGGCGCCGCUCGCCCGCUCCCGGGGCUCGUCCUCGACUCGGGGCGCGACGCCAGCGGCGACGCGGGCGCGGGCCUUGCGCCGAGUGCGGCGGAGGAGGGCGAGCACGGACCUUUGCCGGGCGCGCCAGGAGUGCCAGCUUGCGCGGGCAGCGCUCUGCCGGGCUGCGGCCUGGUGUUUGUCCGGCGGCGGCCGGAGGAGUUCUCGAAGCCCACCGGGGCCAGGAGCUCCCUGACCGCAGAGCUGAGGCGACUGGACCGCCGCACUGGCUGCGCAGCUGGCGACAGCGUCAGCCCUCCAGGGGGUCACAGGUGGGGCCUCGACGCCGUGAGGACCCUCGAGCUGCGGGUUCACCUGGCUCCGUACGGUGGCGAGGCGAUCACCGUUGAGGUGCCCGCCUGCAUGUGCGUGGCGGCCCUGAGCGGCGAGGUGAUGCGCCAGAGCCGCAGGCGCCGGCGGAUCCAGACCAGCGCCUCUUGCGAGGUGCGAGUGUACGACGAGAGCCAGCGGCAGCCAGACUACAGCUACCCACCGUUCGACCCCGACCUCCGCCUGGGCAGCCUGGGCGUGAGGGACGUCGCGAUGUGCCCGCUGACGUGCCCGCCCGGCACACCGCCGUCGCCGCCGCUCGCGGCGCCCAGUGAGGGCUGCGAGCUGUCGGUCGCCGCGGUGACCCCGCUGGCGGACUUCUGCGCCCUGGCGCGGCGCAUGCCGUGCGCGGCUGGCGCCUCCAAGACGGCGCCCUCGAUCCAAGGAGUCCACCGACCUGCCCGCGGACAGCGCGGAUCGCGUGCGGCAGCCCCGGGCAGGGGACCCACGGCGCCGCAGAGGGGCAGCAAGGGCCAGGAGUCUGGGAGGGGCGGCGGCGAUACCCACGCGGGCACCGGGGAGAUCUUCAUGACGAUCACAGGCGACGGCGAGGCGGACGGCGCGUCGUGGACGGAGGACGAGGCCACGGUGCGGCGAGCGCGGCAGCACUCCGACACGCACUUGCAGCUCGGAGGCCCUCCAGCGCCGCCGCUGUCGCAGCCGCGCUCGAGGAGCAUGAGCAUGCCGUCGCUGGAGCCGCUCGUCACCUCGGGGGGCUUCGAGGCCGUCCCUGCCACGUCGAGGGCCGCCGACAGGGUUCCCUCGCCCAGCGCGGGUGCGCGGACCCUGUGGUUGCUGCUGUCGGAGGGCGCCCGCGAGGCUGCCCCGCCGCUCGGGCCGUGCGGUGGCGCCGGCUGCACGGGCGCCCCGGAGGCGGUCGCCCUCAGCGCCCCUGGCGGGGUGACGCUCCACGAGGUGCUGGAGCGGCUCUCCCGUGAGCGCGGCCGGCGCUACGACCCCGUGAGCUUCGCCAUCGAGCGGCUCACGGGCGGCGCGACGCAGCGCCUGGACCUGAACAUGCAGGUGAAGCACCUGCAGCCGGGCGCCGCGACGCUGCGGGUGGUGCAGAAGUACACGCCCACGGCCUCGCCCUCCACCCCGCCGCCCCCCCUGCAGAGCGCCCGGGCCCCCGAGGCCGAGGCGGGCGGCGCCGAGCACGGCCCGUCGCUCUGCUCCCACCCGGCCUUCCUCCUCUCCGAGCACGCCGCGGCCAUCGCCACCGAGUACCUGGUCACCGUCGCCGUGCAGGGCUCGAGGGCGCGCCCGGUGGAGUGCCUUCUGGUCGUGGACCGCGAUCUGCUGCGCCACCGGCCGCCGCGCCGGGGGGUGCAGGGGCCCGAACAGCGGAAGGGGCUCUUCAUAGGCGCCCUACUUCGGAAACUGGGAAGCCUCGAGCGUGGAGAUCCAGAUAUUUUCAGCGAGCGGAACGUGCGCGACAUCACCGACAUUUUCCCGCACGGAGGUACGCAAUCAGCCUUCUCGGUGGUGUACAACUGUCUCUCGCUCGGCAUCGGCAGCGAUGACUCCAUUGAGCUUGUGUACGAGGCGCAGACACCCACAGAGCGCGCAGACAUAUUCGCUCGUCUGCGCUUCCUCCAGAUGGUCUUCAAGUGA
Molecule: messenger RNA, 2238 nt
Organism: Prorocentrum cordatum
Lineage: Eukaryota; Dinophyceae; Prorocentrales; Prorocentraceae
Source: the annotation of a GenBank genome assembly